Messenger RNA from Archocentrus centrarchus (flier cichlid), 1566 nucleotides. RefSeq names its product kelch domain-containing protein 1. The transcript has 14 exons. Lineage: Eukaryota; Metazoa; Chordata; Actinopteri; Cichliformes; Cichlidae. Gene Ontology annotation, molecular function: protein binding. The record is from RefSeq and is a predicted model, not a curated record. The coding region runs from base 199 to 1404 and encodes 401 amino acids.
UCUAAGUAUUGUUAUUUAAACGUUUGCUUCCAGUGUUUUUGUGCCGUGGAUAUGUAUUUCCCCGUCCUUACCUCACCCGUCAGAAAUACAGUAGCAGACAAUUUACUGCACAUACCGAAAUAAUUUACAAUCUUUAACGUAAACCGAGGACAACAGCGCGAUAGGAUGGUUCAGAUUUCUCCUCACAGUUAGUCAGUUAUGGAUUCCGUGUUUGAGAGGCACUGCUCGGAGCUGGUGGCCAGGGAGCGAAGCGGACAUACGGCUGUGCUGCAUGACAACCUCCUGUAUGUGUGGGGAGGCUAUAUGUCCGUCGCUGAUGAGGAAGUUUUCCUACCCAAUGAUGAAAUCUGGGUAUAUGAACUAGAAGCAGGUAUAUGGAAAGUAUUUCACAUGGACGGGCAAGUCCCUCCUUCCAUGUCUGGGACCUGCGGCUGCUCCAUGAAUGGACACAUGUACAUAUUUGGAGGUUGUGAUGACAAUGGACAGACCAAUCAGAUGUACUGUGUCGACCUGGCAGAUGGGAAAUAUACGUGGAAGAGGAUCAUGCAUGAGUUUGGCUCAGCUCCCUCUCAUCGAGACAAAUUGUCCUGCUGGGUUUAUAAUGGACGACUCAUCUACUUUGGUGGUUAUGGUCACAAACUUCUGACUGAUCUCGACCGGAGGAGUGGAAGCUUUAUUGUAGAUGAAACUUCAUGGCUCUUUUGUUAUUGCCAGGUGGGAGAUGUCUUUUGGGGAUGGAACAAUGAAGUUCACAUAUUUGACCCCAUGCAGUCCAGCUGGAGUGAACCACAAACCCAUGGCCGCGCUCCUGCUCCGAGGGCGGCCCAUGCCAGUGCUGCACUCGGUUGCAGAGGAUACAUAUGUGGAGGUAGAGUCAUGGAAACCAGGACAAAUGACAUUCAUUGCUUAGACUUUGAAUCGUGGACGUGGUCAGAAAUAACACCAUUGUCCUCCACUCCAGUGGGCAGAUCAUGGCACACGCUCACAGCAGUAUCAGACAGCACAUUGUUCCUGUUUGGAGGUCUCAGUGUUGAUUGCAAACCAAUGAGUGAUGGGUGGUUGUUUGAUGUUGAAACAAAGAAGUGGAAAGAGUUAGAGCAUCCCUUUAAGAAUAAGCCAAGGUUGUGGCACACAGCAAAUCCAGGCAAAGAUGCAGAUGUGAUUGUGUUUGGUGGAAGUUGUGACUAUAUCCUGCUUGUUGACACUGGUCACUGCAACGAUGCACUUGUUUUUCAGACGCAACCAUACCCUCUGUUCAGGAUUUGUGAGGAUUACAUUGCUAAAAAUGUGAGAAACAACGAGAUGCUCAAAAAUCAGCUUCCUCUCCUGCCUCCCAAACUACUGAAGACUGUACAGAGAAGGAUUUCUUUCUACAGGCCUUCAAAGAAGCAAACAAUUAGUUAAAAAAAAGACCUCAAAUGCCAAUCCAGUGAAGAUGCUAUCAUUCAUGUUUUAAAGUGCUAUAGCUAACAUAUAUUUUAUUGUUUUACAAAUUAAUAUUUUAUUUUGUAAGUCUGCCUACAGUCCCUGUGGUGACUGUGAUGAUUAAAUGACAGCUUGACACUU